ACAUUCUAAUGUUAAGUAAUCUAUAAAAUUUGUUAAUUCUACGAAAAGAUUUUUUAAAAUAAUGCUAACAAUUAAGAAUAUACAUAUAAAAUUUUUAAAUAUUUAAUAUGGCUCUAUCAACGGAAUUACUGAAGCGCCUUGAUACGAACGAAGAACCUUUAGCAAAACGUUUGAAAUUGGCAGAAAAUGUUUUUUGUACUGCUGACAUACCAAUAGUGCGCAAAGAAGAUCUCAUCCUACAGUGGUUUUGUGAAUCAUGUUCCAUGGAUAAAAAUGUUUGGGUUUCUUUAAAGAGCUGUUUACAAACUACACAUUUGGAUGUUAAAGUGGAUGUGAAAAAGUUAUUGAUUAAUGUGAUUAUUGAAAAAUUACAAAAAGAUGUAGAAAAUGUACACAGUGGUAUUUUUGAAUGCUGUAGAUUAUUGGUUUCGAAUAAUGGGAUGCAACAGUAUUUCAUUAAUGAACCAAAAGAUUUAGGACUUUUGGUAAAGUCUUUAUUGAAUUAUGUAUUUAAACUUUAUAAACAUACCUUUAAUAUUAAAGAACAAUCAGCGGAUGGAAUAGAUAUAGCAUUAAUUAACAAAAGCAAUGGAUUGAUAUUGAUCACAUACAACAUUGUAAUUAAUGUUAUAGAAAGUAUAAUACAAAUUUUUAAAUCAGCUUUUAUGACAAAAAAUACAUUAAGAAAUGUAUUCAUACAUGAUAUUUUGUAUCCUUUAUGUGCUAUAAUUGAUCAUAAAUGCACCAAUAAUAUGAAUAGACUGGGAGCAGUAGCUCAUAAAUGUGUUCAACAAUUAGUAUUUGGAAGAAUACAUGCACAACGUGAAAUAUUUUUAAAGGAUGACAACACAGAUCACUUUGCAGAUUUAUUACCUACUUUGACUGAAAAUGCAAGAACAAAAGAUCUUCAUAGUAAUUUAACGACAUUUGUUUUUAUUUUUCGUGCUGCAAUAGGUGUUUAUAAAUCGGACAGUGUUGUAUUGGAUUUAAUUUUGCGAGAAUUAGUAGAAUGUGCUGGAACUUAUAGAAAACAAAUUUUAAAUUCCCUUUUGAAGAAUUUGAAUGAUAUAGCAUUCGAUUUUGAUAAUGAAGUACAUGGUAUUACGUUAUUUGAGUAUUGCCAAAAUGUGGUAAACAGUAUUUUAUUAAAUAAAAAUAUGAGCAAUGUAGAUUAUGAUCUUCUUACACAAUUUUGCUAUUUUAAUCCUCUCAUAAUUGAGAAAAGAAUUCAAGAUAUACUGAGAAAAGUAUUUGUUGGAAGUCCAACAUUGGAAUAUACAAAUUUAAUGAUUGCUAUUCAAAAUGCUACUAUACAAUUACGGCAAGAGGAAAAAUUAAUUUCAGCAAUAUUAGUAGCUUUAAAACAUUCUUUGAAUCAGAUUUCAAAUACAAAAUCUAAUAUGUUUUUUCCGCAAGAAUUCAAAGAAAUGUUUUUGAAAUCAUUGAGUGAUAUUACAAUUUUACAAAGUAUAGCUAUAUUAAAAACAUUGAUAUAUCAUUUAAAACAUGACUGCAUGGAAGUACUACAAUCUAAUGACACAUGUAAAAAUAUUUCAUUUAUGCAAUCAACUGUUGAUUUACUUGUUACAUUUUUAGAUGGUUUAUGUAUUUUCGAAUAUACAGGAACAUUAACUUCUCAUCAAAAAUUUAUAAACGCCUUUGACGACUUAGGAAGUGUUUUAUCACUUCUAACAGAUCAAGUUUUACAUUUAAACCACAGCAAGAAAAUUAUUAUAAUAUUAUUAGCUGCAAUAUUUUCAUGGAAUGAAACACAAAUGGCACUGAAAUAUUAUGUGCCAAAAGUUGCAACGCGAGAUUUAAGAUUUCCAAUAUCUCAAAUUCAGUGGCAGCAAUUGAUUCAAAGAAUAACAAAUUUUGGCAAAGACAGUUGCAAAAACAGCAUGAAUAAACUUAUUUUACAAAGAAUUAAAAUGUCCCAAAAUACAGUAAAUGACUCUUCCAUUAAACUUAAUAGUUUGAUAGGUGGCUUAGAAUACUCUUGGCCCACUAUAUUAAAGCUUGAUACAGAAGUAAUAUCGUUCUUGUCUAACGAAGAGAUGUCGAAAGUAACAUAUUUAUUAUUAGUAGAUAUGACUUCUAGCAUGGGUAAUUUUUGUGAAUGGAUGAAAGUAUUGCAUGAAGAUAGCCUACAAGGAAACAGGAGAUUCAUAAUAUCUUUUUUAUGUUGUAUUGUUAAACACAUUGCGCAUUUGAUAACCAAUAGAGUGACAAAAUCGUUAUGUAAAAAUUUUGUUACUGAAACUCUACUCAGAGGUGAAAGUGCUGAAAAUCAAGAUGUAAAUGAAAUAUUGAUAUCUAUGAGAAAAGAAUUCUUGAAAGAUAAAUGGGUACAGAUUGAAAGUGCAUCAUUAUAUAAAAUAAAAAUGUAUCUGGAAAUAUUACUUCAUAUACCUUUGAUGUUUUUGAGUACCCGUGUAAGGUCAAUAAUAUUUAUAAUUGUAUUUGCUCUCAGAAAAGAAUGUGAUGGAAAUGAUGAAAUAAUUUCCUUAUGUAAUAUGAUAUUCACAGAUCUUUUAGAAAUGUCUGGUCUCGACAUGUUUCGAUAUAUAAAUCCUUCUUUAUUAUUGGACCAGUUACCACAAAAUAGAAAUAUCCAGAAAACUGUGGAACUAUCUCUUAGAAACGAUUUAUCGUAUACAAUGUUAAAAACACUUAUAAAGUCUUCCAUAAAUUCUAAGAAAAACAUUCAUUUUAUAUUAGAAUCUAUAGAACAUGUUAAACCAAAAUUAAAUGUUGACCAAAAGGCAAUAGUUAAAAAAGCAGCAGAAAAAUUAAAUAAAAUUAUAAUAAAGAUGCUACCAUCAAAAAUGACAGAAACCGACGAUGUGAAAAUAUUAAGUAUAUUAUUAAAAAUAAGUAUUCCUAAUGAAGAUAUUGAUGAAAAAUUAAAAAGUGCAACAGAGCUAAUACUUGGUGAUAUAUUUCUGCAGAAUGAUACUGAUAGAAGUGAGUUGUUGAAGGACGGUUUAUGCUUAGCAGUUCUUGUUCUUCACAAUCGAAAAAUAUUUCAAGUGACCAACCAAAUUGUAAGAGGUAUAUGGUAUGCUCUAUUGAAGUAUCCAUGUACAGACGUACUUUUACCUCUGUUUGAAUCAAGCAAACCACAAGAAUUCAAUGAAUUUUUAGAAUAUUUGCAUGAUCACAUGGUAAAAAUUCUUUCAAACGUACAAAAAAAUGACUUGGAAAAUGUUUGCAUUAUAUGGCAUGCUAUAUUGAAAACAAAUAUGUCUGCCGACCGAAAUAAAUUACGUUUAACUGCAAUUAAUAAAUUAUUACAAGCAGUACAAAUUAUAAACAUACCAGACAAAUUUUGGCCAAGUUUAUUAAAAUUAAUUCAGAGUAUUCUUGCCACUAAACAUUUAUAUCUUCGUGGUAAUGUGAUUGAUAUGAGUAUAUUUCUCGGUUUAAAAUCAUUGCAAGAAACAACAAUAACAACGUGUAACGAUGCACUGACAUUAUGUAACACGCUAUUAAAAAUGAGAACAGAUCUAAUCUCAGAUAGACUACCCGCAUUAUUGGUAUUCUAUAGACGUAUACUAAAUGUUGUUGUACAAAAAUCCAAAGCUAUAGUCGAUAAAUCUGAAGAUCACACAUUUAAAUGUCUCGCAUUGGAUAUAGAGAAAUUUACGAGUUCUUUGAUAAAACUGAAAAAAGAUAUGAUUCGAUUAAGUCCGUACGUAAUAGCAGAUUUGUUGGAAUUGUUUUCAGAAGCUUUAAUAGCAACUUCUGUUAAGAUUUCUAUUCAGAAUUGUAUAAAUUUAUUAAUUAGUAUAUGCGAUCAACAUGGAAUAGCUUUAUUAUCUCGUACGCUACCAGUUUCAAUGCAAGAGAUUUUCAAAACUCAACUAGAUCUAUUUAAUAAAUUUUAUAAAUUUUCAGGGAAGGUUUAACUUCUGCAGGAAGAAAUGUAAAAUUAUAAUGUAAAACAAUUUUAGU
This is a messenger RNA of Colletes gigas, 3957 nucleotides long. RefSeq lists its product as uncharacterized. Lineage: Eukaryota; Metazoa; Arthropoda; Insecta; Hymenoptera; Colletidae. The transcript is spliced from 10 exons. Bases 108 to 3911 code for a protein of 1267 amino acids. The record is from RefSeq and is a predicted model, not a curated record.